AUGGAGCUCCGUCCACUCCGUGUGAUGAUCUUGCUUAUUUCACUUAUCCGAGUCGGACAAGCUCAAGCAGUGAUUAAACCAGUUCUGUCUGUGGAGCCGAAUUCACCUCAAAUAUUCAGAGGAGAGACGGUUACAUUCACAUGUAGGAUUUUGGGAUGGAGUGGACCGUACUACUGGUACAAAGAUGGUGUUAAUGUUCACAGAUCUGCUGAAAAUUACUACAUUAUAAAUGUAGAUCACAGUCACAAAUACAGAUGUUACGGGUCUAUUGAUGGACGGUCAACGCUACUGAGUAAUGAAGUGACUCUCUCAGUGAUCGAGAGACCAAAAGCCGUUCUGACUCUGCAGCCUGAUGGACAGAUAUUCAGUGGACAGGAAGUCACUUUCACAUGUAAAAUACGAGGACAUGCAGACACUGAGUGGAUGUACAACUGGUAUAAAGAUGGUGUCCAAAUAUCCUCCUACACUGAGAGCAGGAAAUAUUCAUUCACUGCUGUAGAGUCUCUCAGCGCUAAAUACACCUGCAGCGGACGGAGAAGAAGCGACUCUCAGACCUCAGAGACCAGCAACACUGUUACACUCACUGUGUCAGAAAAACCCAAACCGACUGUGAGAGUGAAUCCUCAGAGCUCCGUCUACACUGGAGACAGAGUUACUCUGAACUGUAAUCUGCUGUCUAAUGGAUGGACUUUUCUCUGGUACAAAGAUCGAGUCCAAGUAGCUGAAGACACCAACACACUCCAUGAUACAGUCUCUAAUGCAGGAGAAACAGUGUAUCAGUGUAAAGCACGCAGAGGAAACUACGACUCAGAGCUCAGUGAUCCAGUUACAGUUACAGUUAGAGGUGAAUCUCCUCCAGUGUCUCUGAUCAUCAAUCCCAGCAGAACUCAACACUUUACUGCUGACUCUCUCUCACUGAGCUGUGAGGACCAGAGUAACUCUACUGGAUGGACAGUGAGAGGAUACACACACAGUGAGACAGUGUCUGAUUGUUCAUCAGGUUCAGGAUCUACAUGUAACAUCAGCUCCCUCUCUACAUCACACACUGGAGUUUACUGGUGUCAGUCUGAAUCUGGAGGACGCAGUAAUCCUGUCAACAUCACAGUGCACCAUGGUCAUGUGAUCCUGGACAGUCCUGUCCAUCCUGUGACUGAGGGACAUCCUCUGACUUUACAUUGUUUAUCUCGCAACUCAAAUACCUCAGCUUCUGGUGUUGAUUUCUAUAAAGAUGGUUCAGUCCUGCAGAACAAGACUACAGGAGAGAUGACCAUCAGUACUGUCUCAAAGUCAGAUGAAGGUUUCUACCACUGUAAACACCCAGAGAGAGGAGAGUCACCCAAAAGCUGGGUUUCAGUCAGAGAUGGAAAAGCUCCACUGUUGGUACUGAAGCUCCUCAGCAGUGCAGUAGCGGCCUCUCCGUAUGUGCUGGUGACCAUCAUUCUGGCAGUGAAAUGUUACAGAGCUCGAACUGACCCUGAUGAGGACAACAGACCAUACAGAGUGAUAGAAGCUGAAGUGUCUGUCUGAGUCUCAGGUGUUUACAUUAUUUUUUAUCAUCUAGCGUUUAUAUAACAGCAGCUCCCCGUGCAACAGAGAACACUGCAUUUAGCCCAUGGAGCUGUAACAUGAUGAACGAACGACUCUGACCCGAAGACUCGAGAGCUGAAAUAAUUAUUUCUGUUUCCGGGGAACAGACGUGAGAAAUGCGACGUGACAAAAGAAAGAACGACUCGGAUCGGGAGGUGAGGUGAACUAACAGACUGUAUAGCCUGAAGACCUAAUGCUAAGCUAUUAAUUAAUCAUUUCUGUUUCUCAUAAUUUGGCCUUGGCUGCAAUAGCCUAUAUUUUAUUUUUUAUUCCAAAUGUGAUCAACGUUUGCGUAAGUACUAGAUGUGUUGGUGAAUUUAACAUGUAACAUUUUAAUUAUAUUCUGCUGAAAUGAAAGAAAUUACUUGAAAAUAGAUUUGUUCAUUUUGCUGAACGCGAUUCAAAGAUCCGAGUCAGUAAAAUGGUCCGAACUUCCCAUCACUACUGCUCACUGCAGAGCCAAAUAGAUGGAGCUGGACAUCUAGCUCCACCUCUCUUGAUCUAGUCUAGUAAUCUUUGGGUCUAGUCUAGUUCCACCUCUAUGGCUCAUUUCGCCAUCUACUGGCUGUUAACGUUAAUGCAAGCCCUUCAUUAGAUCAAACUUACCUAAAGGGGAAAAAAUGUUGAUUGUUAAUGCACGAAGGUUAGGUCAAAGUAACCAUGAGACUUGCAUGGAACUGGAGAUGCUGGCAUAGCUAAUAUUGCCUUAUCUUUCUUUAACAUUUUUCAUGAUUUCAUGAUUUUUCUGCACUGUUUCUGUGACAAACUGCAUGACUAGACUACCUUCUUUUUUCCCCACUGUAUUAAGGCUAUGUAAGCUAUUUGUGAAUUUUCUCAGUCAUAUGUGAUUCAUUAAUGUAAUAGUGUGCUCCUAAUAUGCUGUUUGCUUUUAAACAUGGGAACUGAGUUACCCUUGCAGGUGUGAUAAAAAAUAAAUAAAUAAAAUGAUCACCUAUCUGCUUGUCUUAUCUCUUUUGUUGCUUUUAAAUGUACACUUAGGGUCUCCACCUCAUGAAAGAAAAAUGAAUGCAUGUACAACGAGAGUAUCAUUGUGAAUAUAAUUUAGAUGGAAAUAU
This is a messenger RNA of Ictalurus furcatus (blue catfish), 2663 nucleotides long. Its product is annotated as Fc receptor-like protein 5. The record is from RefSeq and is a predicted model, not a curated record. Gene Ontology annotation, biological process: cell surface receptor signaling pathway. Gene Ontology annotation, molecular function: transmembrane signaling receptor activity. NCBI's taxonomy places the organism in Eukaryota, Metazoa, Chordata, Actinopteri, Siluriformes, Ictaluridae. The transcript is spliced from 9 exons. Bases 1 to 1527 code for a protein of 508 amino acids.